Aspergillus glaucus CBS 516.65 is the source of this 1260-nucleotide messenger RNA. Its product is annotated as epoxide hydrolase family protein. The record is from RefSeq and is a predicted model, not a curated record. Gene Ontology annotation, biological process: epoxide metabolic process. NCBI's taxonomy places the organism in Eukaryota, Fungi, Ascomycota, Eurotiomycetes, Eurotiales, Aspergillaceae. Bases 1 to 1260 code for a protein of 419 amino acids. The transcript has 3 exons. Gene Ontology annotation, molecular function: epoxide hydrolase activity.
AUGGGAUUGAAAUCACCGAUUCCUAUGAAGGACUUGAAAUUCAACGUCCCCGUGUCAUACAACAUACACGUGGACCGGGAGCUCCUCGAGCAAACCAAACAGAAGCUAUCCCUGGCCCGAUAUCCAGAGGAGCAAUCCGACUUUGGAGAGGAUAAUUGGGGACAGGGCGCUAAAGUGUCCCGGGUAAAGCAAUUGACCGAGUUCUGGAGAGACCAGUACAACUGGGAAGAGGAAGAGCGACGGCUGAAUGCCGCUUUCAAUCACUUCCUGGUGAAAAUCGAUGCCCCCGGCUACGGGCCCCUGGUGAUACACUACACGCACAGCCAGUCUGCCCGCUCUAAUGCCAUUCCCUUGCUAUUAUCGCAUGGCUGGCCUGGCUCCUUCGUGGAAGCUAUUCGUGUUGUCCGCCCGCUCACGGAGCCCGAAAGCGCAGCCAAUCCAGCAUUCAACGUAGUCGCGCCCUCGAUACCAGGCUUCGGCUUCUCCCCCGCUCCCACAAAGUCAGGCGUCGGCCCCAACGUCGUUUCACGCGCCUACAAGAUCCUAAUGACCGAAGUCUUGGGAUAUCCAAAAUUCGUAACCCAGGGCGGUGACUUUGGCUCCUUCAUCACCCGCUCCAUCGCAAUUCAGUACCCUCAGGUCGUGCGCGCACAGCACCUGAACAUGUUCCCCGUGCCGCCGCCGACACUCUGGUCCGCUCCGCUUGCGUAUCUGCGCUGGUGCUUCUCCGCGCUCACGUACUCUGAUUUCGAGCACAGAGCGCUGCAGGUACGCUGGAACUUUGAACAGGAUCAGAGCGGGUACUUGGAGGAGCAGAAGACGCGGCCGCAGACGCUGGGGUUUGCGCUGGGCGAUUCUCCGGUUGGUUUGCUGGCGUGGUUUGUAGAGAAGUUCCAUGACUGGGCGGAUGUGUAUGAGGCUUUGAGUGACUCGGAUUUUAUCACGUUGGUGAUGAUGCAUUGGGUCCAGGGCGCGACUCCGGCCCUGCGGUUUUAUCGGGAAGCUUUUGGUCGUGGGAUGAACGAGGCGGGGAGGACGUUUGAGACAUAUGUCUCGAUUCCUACUGGUGUGAGCAUGUAUGCAAAAGAGCAACUGCACUGUCCCCGAGACUGGGCCACCCAGGCCGCUAACAUCCAGUACUGGAGAGAAUAUGAGAAGGGCGGACACUUUUCGUCUCUGGAAAGGCCGGAAUUAUUCGUGAAGGAUCUCCGGGAGUUUAUCUCCUCGUCUGUUGUUCUCAAGUCAUAUCUUCGCGAGUAG